Vittaforma corneae ATCC 50505 is the source of this 708-nucleotide messenger RNA. RefSeq lists its product as uncharacterized. The record is from RefSeq and is a predicted model, not a curated record. The transcript has a single exon. Lineage: Eukaryota; Fungi; Microsporidia; Nosematidae. The coding region runs from base 1 to 708 and encodes 235 amino acids.
AUGCGAGUGUUCUCUUACAAAAAAAAAACGUUACAAUUGGGAGAUGCUACUGUUGAAUUUGAGAAUGAUGUAUUUGGAAACGUCAAUGCACAAGACUUAACUGAGAGUGAGAAGGAAUUGACAAAUCCAGUUGACUUUGAUCUGCCUUUUAUCGCGAAUGAAUCUAAAUCUGGUCAUUACUUUGAUUUAUCAUCGCGAAAUUCACGUCAUAAUUCAAUUUUGGAGGACGUUGAUUUUGAAGUACAGGCAGAAGACAACGCAGCUGAGCACAUUGACUUUUUGAAAAACAGUAAUGCUAGCGUAGAUCCAUCGUCUUUUGAUGAUACAGUAUUAAUACAUUCAGAUCAACAGGUGGGUAAAGAGUCGCAUUGUAUUGAAGAGAGUCUUUUAUCUUUAGAAAGAGGAUUGGGUCAAAAUGUCUAUGAUACAAGUCAAGCGAAUUUAAAUGAUAAUAAAGUAUUGGAAGAGAAUACUGAAUCUAAUUUAGUAAAUGUAAUUGACAAUGUUUCUGGGCACAACUCAUUGAACUUCGACACGAAUACUUCUGAAAACAGCUUAUCGAGCUUGGAUCAAAAGGGUUCUCAAUCCAAUUUAGCAAGUGCAAUCAAUAAUCAUGCUUAUGGAGAGGUGUUUUGGCUCAUUCUGUUCAUGAAUCUGACCCAACUGAUUCAGCAAACGACAUCAGCAGUGAGGCUCAUCCAAGCCUGA